AAAAAAUUCUAGUAACUUUAGUUUUAUCCGUCUCUUCGGGUUAACUAUCAUCACUCGGUAUAUUUAAAAUGGCAUCUGAUAUUGAAGACUUGAAGAACCAUGUACUGUGUAAAGUUCAAGAAGGCGAAAAUCUUUUGCAACAAGUGCACUGUCAUUUUGCCAACGUGGAAGGCAGUAAAAAACUUGAAAGACGCAUUCGUUCUGAAAUAAAGUUCUUACAAAGACUACUGGAUGUCAAAAUGGAAGUAAAGAAGGAGCACAUGUUAUCUAGCAAUUUAGGUUCAUUGGCUGCUGUUGUGGACAUUCUUCAUAAAUGUGAAAGCCCAGCAGCUAUCUUUAAACCUUUCAGUUUAAAAAAUGGCUCCAGUAACCGCAUUGAGGUGGAUGUUGUGUCUGAAGGAGGAAAAGUUUGGCACAAAGCGAUAGCUCGAAAAGCAGAGGCACUGGAAGACAUAUCGAAAGGAAGAACGUCAUGCGGCCAGAAAUCUGUGAUUGAUCAAGCCUCAGCAUACAUCAAGUGUGCAAGACUACAUCCUCACCUAUUUAAUCCUCCUCAGGUUGUCUUCCAUUUCUUCAACAGCAUCAGCUCAUCAAUUGUUGCGAAAUUGAAGAAACGUGGAGUAGAGGUUGAAGGAGAAAUCAGACCCAUAAUGGAAAAUUCAUUUUCCAAAAGCGACACUAGCAGCAGUGAUAGUGAUGAUGACAGUGAGGGGUACGAGGAAUACAGCGAAAUGUAUAGGGGAUUAUCCACUUCACCUGAUACCAACCUGGAUAAUCUCAAGCAAAGUGACAAGCUUUUCCUUGACAUCACAUGCAUGGUGGCGUACGUUUCUUCAAUGACCAACGGUGGAGCCAAUUAUAUUUUCCCUAGAGCGAUCUAUAACCAGCAGGCCGAGUGGGAGCGUUCAUCUCCCGCCAAGCCCAAGCUAGAUGCUCUGUUUGAAGAUAAACAGCUAGUCACUUGCCGCGAAGCCCUUACCGAUUUCCAAACGCUGGUAGAACGAAUGGGUGGAACUGGAGAGAAACAGCGCAUGAGGGAACUGAUUGCCCGUUUGGAUAUUGUCGAAGAUACUCCGUGUGGAAGAGUUGGUCAGUUGCAGCUAACGAGUAACGUCAAAACAAGAAGCAGAUUGAUUUUUUGCACUGCCGAUAAAUUGGGCAUCGUCGUUGUUACAGCCAACACAGGUUUCGUUCGAUCAGCAGCUAGCCAGGGGAUCGAAAUAGCUCAUUUUGUGCACGAGCCAAGAGUUUUAACGGAGCAACAGGAGCCGUUUUCAAUUCCUCUAAAGACUUCCGAUCAUGCGUCUAAUGUGUGAGGACGGCCUUAUCGUUUUUGACACAUUCUCGUCCUCUUCAAGUGUGUCGUCAUAUUCCAAAGUAUCAGACAAAUUUCCCCCGCCAUUUUUAAGGUGAUGUUUCACAUGUACUUAAAUACAUGAUAACAAAUUGAA
This is a messenger RNA of Daphnia carinata, 1451 nucleotides long. RefSeq names its product UPF0415 protein C7orf25 homolog. Bases 69 to 1316 code for a protein of 415 amino acids. The transcript has 5 exons. The record is from RefSeq and is a predicted model, not a curated record. Lineage: Eukaryota; Metazoa; Arthropoda; Branchiopoda; Diplostraca; Daphniidae.